AUGUUAAGUUGUGUAUGAGUUUAAUAACAUAAAGAAUCUAUUUACAAGCAAGGUCCUUAUAUAAUACCUAGAGAUAAUUUGCAUAUAGCACAAACAUGUUCCUUAUAAUUAUAAUAAUAAAACCUAAUUAGCAUGCAACAUAAGUAACUAUUAACAGUGGGAGUGGAUGAUCGAGGGGAGAAAGAUCAGUCAACAGAAUUCCAAGAAAGCAUCACUAGGAAAGAGGAUGGAAGAUACGAAGUUGCUGCUCCGUGGAUACCUGGAGCUGUAUUGUCAAACACUAAUGAAGAACCCAGUAGGAAGAGACUCCACAAUGUAAACAGGAAGUUGAAACAGAAUCAACAGCUCAAAGAUGAAUAUCAGAAAAUUGUUCAUGAACAGUUGAAAGACGGAGUCAUUGAAAAGACGUUUCUGCAGGUUGGUUUGAAGGAAGAUGAUCGAGAUGCGUUUCGGUUUCUGUUUGACAUCGAAGGUCAAGUAGAACAUUUAAGAUUUACCCGUGUGCCUUUCGGCGUGGAAGCCAGCCCAUUUAUGCUUGGUGCCACCCUGCAACACCACUUCAAUCUGCAGCCAGAAGAGUACAAAAACACCAUUGAGUCGUUAAAAGAGAACACUUAUGUUGAUAAUCUAAUGAAGACCGGAAGUGAUAUUGCAGAUCUUGAAGAUUUCAAACGCGAAGCGACAAAAAUCCUAGAAGACGCGAAGUUCCCAGUCCACAAGUGGGAGUCGAAUGUUGAAGAACUUGAUAACGAGUCAAAUCCCAGCAAAAUACUCGGACAUAAAUGGAAUAAGAAAGAAGAUACACUUGAGAUUCGAGCAGAACCUACAAAGGAAGAAACAUCAGUGACAAAGAGACAUAUUCUUAAGGAAGUCAGUAGCAUAUAUGACCCUUUGGGAAUAAUAUCGCCGACCAUGGUUGAAGGAAAGCGCACGGUAUAG
This is a messenger RNA of Paramuricea clavata, 939 nucleotides long. Lineage: Eukaryota; Metazoa; Cnidaria; Anthozoa; Malacalcyonacea; Plexauridae. The record is from the annotation of a GenBank genome assembly.